GUCAGACAGAUUUGCCCGACGAGGGUCUCGAGGCAACGCUGAAGGCAAUCACCUUGAAUGAAGAUUUCCUCGACUUUGAUACCCAGCUGCCACAUCCAAGUGACAUCGCUGUUGUGAACCACUUCUCACUGAACCAGGUUCGCUCAGAGGACAUCACGUUGAAAGAGGAUAUUGGAAGUGGCUUUCUGAAUUUGAUAGAUUUCGGGAACGAGUCCCAGAGCAUCAGCGCUGGGCUGCUGGACUUCCAGGGCUUCUCUCAACAGGGAGACGGUUUUGGGGACGAGGACAGAGAAGGAGACUUCCUGGACUUCCUGACAAACUGUGAAAUCUCUGAGUCUAACCUCAUCCCAGAAGAUCCUCGGCAUGAAAAUACACACAUCUCAACACUCGAGGAUCAACAAGACGCUGAUUGGACAGAGGUGGUGAUCCCGACUCAAGACGAGACCACGCUGCUGGCCAACGAGGAGUGCGGCUUCGCACUGGACCCUGUGCCAGUCACUCCAAACUCUGAGAAGAGGAGGGGGAAGAGGCAACGCAGGCUGGUGGUGGAUCAGAGCAAAGAGCUGAGCAACGAGGCGAUCAGAGAGCAGAUCUCAAACUGCUCAGAUCUGAUCGCUUCUCUGGACAUGGCCCCCCCGACCGUGCAGCUCAUGGAGUGGAAGGAGAGCGGCAGGGCGGACAAACUGCUUGCUCAGCUGUGUUCAACUGUAGCAGCGCCACAGAUAAAGAAGCUCUUUGCCAAGACUAUUUUCCAGAUGAAACCCUCAGGUGUGCAUCAGGAGGACGAGGUGAUGCGCGCGGAUGGAGGAGAUGCUCAGAGGGACAUCUUCACGGACGUCACCGUCAUAGAUUCAUCGAUAGAUCAGGAAACAACGCACAACACGGAUGUGAGCGAACUCGGUCACAUGACUGAUAAUCAAGGGGAGAAUAACUUUGUGCUCCGAAAAGAUGGGAACACGUCUGAGUUCACUCAUCCUGAACUUCCCUCAGAAGACUCCAUGUUUGCCAUCCGUCCUGCCUGCAGACUCAGUCGUCCUCCCUCCACACUCAG
Molecule: messenger RNA, 1051 nt
Organism: Notothenia coriiceps (black rockcod)
Lineage: Eukaryota; Metazoa; Chordata; Actinopteri; Perciformes; Nototheniidae
Product: double-strand-break repair protein rad21-like protein 1
Exons: 9
Biological process (GO): replication-born double-strand break repair via sister chromatid exchange; sister chromatid cohesion
Cellular component (GO): cohesin complex
Molecular function (GO): chromatin binding
Source: RefSeq, a predicted model, not a curated record